Messenger RNA from Dreissena polymorpha, 947 nucleotides. Its product is annotated as 40S ribosomal protein S6-like. Gene Ontology annotation, cellular component: ribosome. Gene Ontology annotation, molecular function: structural constituent of ribosome. Bases 163 to 906 code for a protein of 247 amino acids. NCBI's taxonomy places the organism in Eukaryota, Metazoa, Mollusca, Bivalvia, Myida, Dreissenidae. The record is from RefSeq and is a predicted model, not a curated record. Gene Ontology annotation, biological process: translation. The transcript is spliced from 5 exons.
UUUGUUAUAAAAUAUUUAUUUUAUAAUUAAUAUUACUAUAGUUUAAAAGUUGACAUUUUGUAUUUUACAGUUUUAAACGUGAAUAAUUUUAGAGAUUACGUAAAUUUACUUCCGUUUCGUUCCUUUUUCCGGUUACAGCUAUUCUGAUCAUCAAGGAUCAGCAUGAAGCUGAACAUAUCGUACCCAGCCACUGGCUGUCAAAAACUUGUAGAAAUCGAUGAUGAAAAGAGAUUAAGGCCUCUGUACGAAAAGAGGAUGGCAACUGAAGUGCCUGCAGACAUCCUCGGAGACGAAUGGAAGGGCUACGUACUGCGUAUCACCGGUGGAAAUGACAAGCAAGGUUUCCCAAUGAAGCAGGGUGUGCUCACCAAUGGACGUGUCAAGCUGCUGAUGAGCAAAGGCCACUCUUGCUAUCGCCCACGUAGGAAGGGAGAGAGGAAGAGGAAGUCUGUUCGUGGAUGCAUUGUGGAUGCUAACCUCAGUGUUCUUGCCCUGAGUAUCACGAAGAAGGGUGAAGGAGAGAUCCCAGGCCUGACAGACAAGACCAUUCCCAGACGUCUUGGACCAAAGAGGGCCAGCAAAAUCAGGAAACUAUUCAACCUGAGCAAAGAAGAUGAUGUGAGGCAGUAUGUUGUGCGUAGGCCAUUGCCUGCAAAAGACAACAAGAAGGCCAGAAGCAAGGCCCCAAAAAUUCAGCGACUUGUCACCCCAGUGGUUCUCCAGCGAAAACGCCAUCGUGCGGCACUCAAGAAGCGCCGUGCUGCCAAGCAAAGGGAGGAUGCAACAGAGUUCGCCAAGCUGCUCGCCCAGCGACUCAAGGAGGCUAAGCAGAGGAAGCGUAGCCGUAGCAACAGUCGCUCAGCAUCCACCUCCAAGUCGGAGUCGAAAUCAGAGUCCAAGCCAUAACUUAUGUGCAUGGGAUUACUAAAUAAAGAGAAAAACUGUGA